AUGGACGUUGUUCGUUCAAAUCAAAGAGGUAAUAAUAAUAACAGAGAAACCAGCCCAGACCGUGCCAAACUAUGCAGAUUGAAGCAAAAGGUGAAGCCCUCCAGAAAAGUUCAAGUCGUUUAUUAUCUCUCACGAAACGGCCUAUUGGAGCAUCCUCAUUUCAUGGAAGUUACCCUUUUGCCCAAUCAACCUCUCCGUUUAAAAGAUGUAUUCGAUCGGCUAAUGGCUCUCAGAGGGAGUGGCAUGCCUUUGCAAUAUUCAUGGUCUAGUAAAAGGAGCUAUAAGAGCGGUUAUGUGUGGUACGAUUUGGGACUUAAGGAUGUAAUACAUCCCGCAGAAGGAGGAGAAUAUGUACUCAAAGGAUCCGAACUAGUGGAAGGAUGCUCUGAAAGAUUUCAGCAAGUGAACGUGAGCAACAAACAAGCGGUAUAUCAACAAGCGGAAACAAAUUACAAUUACAAUUCAAAAAGUAAAGCAUUGAGUGGGUGCAGGCAACAGAAAGAACCUGAAGAAUACGAAGAAUACGAGGAACAAGAGAAAGAGUACGAGGAUGGAGAGAAAACAAGCUACACGAGUUCCACCACGACACCCCACUCGCGUUGCUCCCGAGGUGUGUCCACGGAGGAACUGGUUGACGAGGAAGAGCACGAUGGUCAAACUCAAAACAACGCUACAAAGGUAGUUAUUACCAGAACCAAUAACCAUUCGCCACGUGGUAACGCUAUUGCUCCUCCUUCGAACCCAACGAGUCACAAUGUGAAACGAGUUGGGGAUGGAAGUGAGUCAGGAGCGAGUCGUUACUCUGUUUUGUUGCAGCUGAUAGCGUGUGGCGGUGAGUAUAAGAUGAAGGGGAAACAGGAAGCGAGGCUUAGCAAUGUGGGGACGAAGCAGAGAGAGAGAGAGAGAGAGAGAGAGUUUGUGUGUGAGAAUGAGAUGAUGAUGAAUCCGAGGUUGUUGGGAACAGAGGAGAAGGAAUACUUCAGUGGUAGCUUGGUCGAUUCCAUCAAAACGGACCGGAUUCCCCAUCCACUGCUUAAGAGGUCAAAUUCCUAUGACGAACAAAGGAGAAGCAAGUUAGGGAUGGAGGUAAAGGAAGAAGAGGGGGAGAUGAAGGGAGGGAUGAAAGAGAAAUGCAUCCCUCUUAAGAAAUCUCCGAAAGAGAGUAGGAAAUGA
Molecule: messenger RNA, 1173 nt
Organism: Abrus precatorius (Indian licorice)
Lineage: Eukaryota; Viridiplantae; Streptophyta; Magnoliopsida; Fabales; Fabaceae
Product: protein UPSTREAM OF FLC
Exons: 5
Coding region: 1-1173 (390 amino acids)
Source: RefSeq, a predicted model, not a curated record